This is a messenger RNA of Dufourea novaeangliae, 3248 nucleotides long. It is a transcript of the gene Blimp-1, whose product is annotated as PR domain zinc finger protein 1. The transcript is spliced from 8 exons. Gene Ontology annotation, cellular component: cytoplasm; nucleus. Gene Ontology annotation, biological process: cell fate commitment; regulation of transcription by RNA polymerase II. Lineage: Eukaryota; Metazoa; Arthropoda; Insecta; Hymenoptera; Halictidae. Gene Ontology annotation, molecular function: histone deacetylase binding; DNA-binding transcription repressor activity, RNA polymerase II-specific; RNA polymerase II cis-regulatory region sequence-specific DNA binding. The record is from RefSeq and is a predicted model, not a curated record.
CGUAGCCGUGUGUGGAUCGUGGUAAGACCGUAUCGGGGGCUGAAGAUAUGUCAGUGACUUCGGCUUGUGAACUUUGACAGUUUGUCGUGGUCGUGACAGGAUUCGCCGGCUUCCAGGGAAUCGACUUAGUGAAGGAUGGAGGCUAGUGAGUGGGAUCACGCGACCUUGAGGGAAGAGGAAUUCGAGCAGCAUGCCGUGUAUUUGGUACCGGAUGUCGCGGCGUCGCCAGGCGAUACCAACCGGGCGGAGGCGUCCCUGCCGAGAAAUUUGGUCCUCAAGCCUUCUCAGGCCCUCCACGAUGUUUUGGGAGUUUGGAGCACAAGUUAUAUACCGAAAGGGACACGGUUCGGUCCUCUCGUGGGCCAAGUAUACACCAAGGACUCGGUACCAGCUGACGCGAACCGGAAGUACUUCUGGAGGGUGUACAAGAACAACGAGCUGUUCUAUUACAUCGACGGUUAUGACGUGCAGAAAUCAAAUUGGAUGCGUUACGUAAACCCGGCUUAUUCGUCCGAAUCACAGAACCUAAUAGCAUGCCAGUAUAAGAUGAACAUUUAUUUUUACACAAUCAAGCCGAUACUACCGAACCAAGAGCUUUUGGUGUGGUAUUGCCGAGAGUUCGCGGAAAGGCUCAAUUAUCCGUUAACGGGCGAACUAAUGCUUCAAAGAAUACGACAACAAGUACAACAAUCGGCGUUACCGAACGAACUCCCGCCCACCGUGGACGUGGUGUCGCCGUUGAAAGACUCGACGAUCUACGAGAGACGUUCGCAAAUGACCCCGACGGACGGUUCCGUUAGAUCGGACGAGGGCUAUCAUUCGAACGGCUAUCACGACGAGAUCCUCACGCCCCCGGAAGAGAGCAGCGAGUCCGACUCGGAGAACAAUUACGUGCUGGACUUCAGCAAAAACUCGAAAACGUCGGUGUGCAGCAACGAGGUGCUCAAGCAAGACAAUGCAGCCGCGAAGAACGAGUACAGAAAGGUGAAGAUCAAGAUCACAAAGACGUACGGGAAUUUUCAGACGACGAAGAGCCUGGACGGGAAUGGGAAGGAGAAGGAUCCGGAGCUGUCGAGCAGAGCGGUGACCCCGGAACUUCAAAAACCAAUGUCUCCGAUCGUUCUACAGAAGAACGCGGUUCUAUCGACGGUGAACGAGGAUGAUAUACCGGAGAAAAAUCCGAAACCGUUCUACGAGCCCGAGGUGAAGGGAAAUCUGCCCGUUUCCGGGAGACCCGCCUAUUUGGCCAGUCCAAGCAGUUCCAUUCUCGAGAACAUCCUUCUUCGUAGCAGUACGGACAACAACAAUAAUAACAAUAACAGUCACAAUCACCAUCACAAUGCUACCCAACAACACCAUCAGCACCAUCAGAUCCACCAUCAAACUCACGUGGAGUCGGUCACUCCGCCGCCAUCCAGCCCGACGGAAAUGGCUUACUCCUACAAGAAGUCUCAUCGUUACGGGAACAUUCUACCCUGCAGCCCAGACUCCAGCUCGAACCUACCGAUGCAAGCGGACACGUGCGUCAAUUCCACCAGCGGUAACAGUAGCCUACCGAUGCAAAGUCCGACGAGUAAUCUGCAUUCGAGCACGGGUAGCCUUCAUUCCAGUACCGGAAAUCUGCACUCUAGCACCGGUCCGAACACCAUCUUACAGUCUCAUCCGGGUAGCAUACAUUCGUCCAGCAACACAAAUAAUCAUCAUUCGAGCCCGAACGUGUUGUCGUCGUCCAAUACGAUACUGACGUCGACGAGCAACCUUCAUUCGUCGACGACCAGCAACAGCAGCUGUCCACAGAAGAGGAAGACCAAGAGCCCGUCGCCCUCCGGGAAUCCAACCAGCGCGACCACCUCGACGAUCCUCUAUUCCAGUUCCGGCGGUUGUCAGAUCGAAUCCAGUCCGGUGUAUCCGAAUUCAGCACCGAGCAGCAACCAGAGCGUCUCACCCAUCUCGCCCAUUCAAUCACCUUCGUCCUAUCCGUACGGUAUUUAUCAUCAAAACGGCACGUUGCAUCACAACGUCGCCCCGUUGUCUAUCAAUUGCACCGCCUACUCGCCGACUCCGAGCGGAAACGUGGUCUACGAGAGAGCCGACGGAAGACGGCUGGAGGCCGCGACGAGCAGUCACCAGUUGCCCACCUCGUCGACGAUGCAAAUCGACAGCAAUCAAGCGUUGAUCGCUGGCACGCACAAUCUACACCUGGGCCAUCACCCAGGCCUAACCAUUCACGCGAAUUCAUCGUCGCUGAACCACCGAUAUUCACCGGCGAGCUCGUUGUCCCCGGACGAUCACGGUUGUUCCCAGAGCGGUUAGCUAAGCCCGAACUCUCAAGGGUCCAGAGGCUACAGAUCGUUGCCGUAUCCCCUCAAGAAGAAGGACGGGAAGAUGCAUUACGAGUGCAACGUGUGCUGCAAGACAUUCGGCCAGUUGUCGAAUCUCAAGGUUCACCUGAGGACGCACUCGGGCGAAAGACCGUUCAAGUGUAACGUCUGCACCAAGAGCUUCACGCAACUGGCCCAUUUACAGAAGCAUCAUCUCGUGCAUACCGGUGAAAAACCGCACCAAUGCGAGAUCUGCAAGAAGAGGUUCAGCUCGACCUCGAACCUGAAGACCCACCUGAGACUGCAUUCCGGCCAAAAGCCCUACGCCUGCGACCUAUGCCCCGCGAAAUUCACACAAUUCGUUCAUCUGAAGCUGCACAAGAGGUUACACACGAACGAAAGGCCUUACACCUGCCAAGGCUGCGAUAAGAAGUACAUAAGCGCGAGUGGCCUUAGGACCCACUGGAAGACAACCAGCUGCAGGCCGAACAAUAUCGAGGACGAGCUUGCGCUGGCCGCGGCCGUGGGUUCGCCGACGUAUUACGAAUACGGGCCUGACAUGAAUGUCGGAAACAUGCCGAAGGAAUGCGAAUUGGAGCACAUCGAUAAUUACGAGAGGCACGGAUCCACUCACGGGCCGCACUCCACGUCCCUCCACAAUCUGGAGAACUCCGUGGGCCGACCCAGCGUCAUAGAGACUUCCCAACCUCACAUAAUCGAGUGCACCUAAAAACAGGGGUAUGAGCCCUUUCGCUCCAGCGCAGAAUUCAGCCGUGGAAUAGUAAACGAGUUGCUCGCGACAAACGAACCGUACUCGUGCUUCCCUUUCGCGGCUCCCGAACAGGAAUUUCCGGGACUAGAAUUUUCUUAAUUUUCACAUUCGUCGCGAAGCAGCGUGCAACGAUGGAACUGUACAUAGAGAAAAAA